GAAUCACUACGUUUUAAUUUGAUUACUGCCACGAUAACCGUGACUUCUCAAAAAGUCAAAUAGGUAUUUUGCAACAAAAACAAACGGAAAUGGGAGAACGGGCACCGGUAUCUGCAGAAGAGACGUUAGUCCGUUACGACAACCCAGUGUUGGUGACUAAAAGACAGGAAAAAGUUCCUUCCCCGAGAGCUGGCGCUUCAACACAACCGUGCGUACCCACCGAAGCAAAGAAAGAAACUGAAGAGAUCUUAAAUGCUAUUUUACCCCCGAAAGAAUGGGAGGAAGAUGGACAAAUAUGGACACAAAAGAUUUCUUCUACUCCGGCGACCCGUUUGGACGUGAUAAACCUGCAAGAAAUGCUCGAUACUCGUCUGCAGCAGAGACAAGCCAGAGAAACCGGUAUAUGUCCAGUUCGAAGACAAUUGUACACCCAAUGUUUUGAUGAACUUAUCAGACAGGUAACGAUAAACUGUGGGGAAAGAGGACUACUUCUGCUGAGGGUGCGGGAUGAGGCACGAAUCACUAUGGAAGCUUACCAGACCUUAUAUUGCAGUUCUAUCGCGUUCGGUAUGAGAAAAGCUCUACAGUCGGAACAAGGGAAAUCAGAUCUCAUGGACCAAGUGGCUAAGUUAGAAGCGGAACGGUCGACCUUGGAGAAGCAAUGUAUGGAGUUAAAGCAGAAAACGGAACAGUUGGAGAGACGGGCCGCGGAACUUAGGGCCGCUGAAGAGAAACGACAUCAAGAGGAAUUGUUAGCUUUGAAGAAAACUAACGCUCAGUUGAAAGCGCAACUGGAAGGAAUUAUAGCACCCAAGAAGUAACUACCCGUCAAAAAUUAAACUGUUAAUAGUUUUAAUACUUUUAAGUUCUUUUAUUAAUAAUUAAUGAAAUGUAAAUUUUAUCAUACGUUACAUGUUUGUUGAUAGUAAAAUGUUAAACGAUAAAUGAUGAAUUCGAAAUAAAAUGAAAAGUUAUUAAUUUUAUUAAAAUAUAUAUUAAACCAUUUAGUUGGGACAAACAUACAAUAAUUUCAUUAGUUUACAAUGCACGUAUUUACUCGCUAAAAACCUUAAAAGGUAUCAAGGACACACAUUUAUGAAACACUCGUUGAACAUGCCAAAAGUACAUUACAAAUUAAUUUAAAUAUAUCAAAUACAAAUUUUCGAAUAAUAUAUCGAUUCUUACGGAAUCUUUUGUAACAAACGUUUGCAUAAUAAUUUAAUUAAAUUUAAAUAUACUGCAAGAUAAUUAAUACAUUGGCAGACUUUAUAUUCAAAUGCACACAUUACCUUAAACUAUGUAUAGGAAAAAAUACAUAAUAUCGUAUUGUAUAAAAUUAAUUAAAUCAAAAUUAUGUUUAAAUGAAAUCAAAGUGACAAUUUAUAAAUUAUAAAAAAUCUCAUUUGAGAAUAAAAGGCACCACAUAACUAAAAUACGCGUAACAUAAAAAUAAUAUAUGAAAAUAAAUACUGUUGAAAUUCAUACAUAAAUGAUUUUUUAAAGAUUAUCUAAUUGUAUACUUCUAUGAUUGGUCGUCUGUGUGAUGCCAACUUAUUAAAACAAAUUGUUACAAAUAAUGAAUACUGUAUUUUUGAUGUUAUUUACAUUUAUUUGACGUUCCCCAUAUAAUUAUCAUUUCUAGUUACAUCAUUUGUUUCCUAUCCAGGUACAUUAAACAUUCAGUCACAUACCAAUAACUUGAACGGAAUGAAAGUGAUUACAAUUAAAUACGUAAAGUAUUCAAGAAUAUAUUAUAAUUAUUAUAAUAAUAAUAAUACCAAAAUAGUAUAACACCUAUUUAUUUUAAUUAAAAUAAAAUCUCCGUCGCGAAAUCAAUGUUACAUAAAAUUAUUAAAAAAAAAAAAAAUUGUGAUAAGUCAAAAUGCUAUUAGAAACACGUAUCGUUGGUCGAUUUCUUCAAAACUCAAUAGAAUAAAAAUCGGUGGAAUUCGUAAGUUUAUUAUCACAGUUGCAAUACAAAAAUAAUGAUGGAAUUUUUUUUUUUUUU
Molecule: messenger RNA, 2008 nt
Organism: Bombyx mandarina (wild silkworm)
Lineage: Eukaryota; Metazoa; Arthropoda; Insecta; Lepidoptera; Bombycidae
Gene: Dnali1
Product: Putative inner dynein arm light chain, axonemal Dnali1
Cellular component (GO): ciliary base; axoneme
Molecular function (GO): dynein heavy chain binding
Source: RefSeq, a predicted model, not a curated record